AGCUAGCUAUGUAUAUAUAUAUACAUACAGGGCGGGUCUUAUUCUCUAACUUGGAAUAGACAAGUUGCGUUUCAGCCAAAAAAAACUUGUAAUAGACAAGUUGCUUAAAUUAAUUAGCUCUCAUAUCUCAACUUGUACCACUUGAGAAACUGGCAAUCGGCUUUUCUCUCUUCUUGUUGUCCUUGUUUUGUUACAGAUUUUAAACUAGCUAGCUAGCUAGCUAGACAGAUUAAUUAAUAUAUAGAAUUUGAGAAUGACAAAGGUAUAUCCAAACUCCGGUGGUGGGUCGAGGACUACGGCGCCUCAGAAGGUGAUGAGGUACUCUUCCAGCGCGGAUGAAAACCAGCAGGAGGGGGCGGAGGUGUUGACGGUGUGGAAGAAGUCGCUGCUGUUCAAUUGUACAGGUUUCACGGUGUUUAACGCCAAGGGUAAUCUGGUGUUCAGGGUGGAUAACUACUUGGCAGGUAACAAGGCUGAGAUCGUACUCAUGGACGCUGCUGGCAAGCCCCUCCUCACAAUCCGUCGCAAGAGGUUGAGCCUGGGAGACAACUGGCUGGUAUUCGAGGGAGAGAAGGUGGUGAAUCCGCUGUUCUGCGUGAGAAAGCAUGUGAACAUCCUGAACGGAAAGUGCUUGGCGUACGUGAGCAGCAGCUGCGGAUCAUCGUCAUCAUCACGGGCCGGGAAGAAGGGAUCAUCAGUAUUGUAUGAGAUAGAGGGGUCGUACGCGCAAAGGAGCUGCGGCGUGUACGACCAGAAGAGGCGGAGAGUGGCGGAGAUAAAGAGGAAGGAGGCGGCAGUGGGAGGAGUGGCAUUAGGAGGAGAUGUGUUUCGUCUGAUAGUGAAUGAGCCUCAUCACUUGGAUACUGCAACCGCCAUGUCCCUCGUCAUCCUCCUCGAUCAGAUGUUUGGAUCCUCCUCCUAUUCUACACGCUAGACUACCUACCCAUGUCCUCCUCCUAUUCUACACGCUAGACUACCUACCCACCUCACCUACCUUUCUACCUCAUCCACCAUCCAAACUUUCACUUAAUUUCUUCCCACUCCUUAAUAAUCUUUCCAAAUUUACCAACUUUAAUUUACGAGUCAUAUACAUAUAUACACAUGUUAAUAUAUAUAUGUAUACCUCUUGUCUCUUUCUGUCUGUCUGUCUAUUAUAUAUACACAUGUUAUUGGCUUACUUACCAAUUCAUCCACCAUUUUUCCUUCGCCCGCGGUGGCAACUGCAACUUGGGAAGCAGCCUCCAAUGUCCAUUUGUUCUGCCUCA
This is a messenger RNA of Ziziphus jujuba (common jujube), 1265 nucleotides long. RefSeq names its product protein LURP-one-related 8. The record is from RefSeq and is a predicted model, not a curated record. Bases 254 to 934 code for a protein of 226 amino acids. Lineage: Eukaryota; Viridiplantae; Streptophyta; Magnoliopsida; Rosales; Rhamnaceae. The transcript has 2 exons.